AUGUUUGAGAACGAGUACUGGAUUUUGAAGGCCCACGAUAUACUUCAACAAGCAAUCUUCUCGCCAGAUUCUGUAUCACCAUGCCAACAGCAACGCAUUGGAGCGCAAUGGAAACGCCUGAGGGCUAUUUUCUCUACGAGGAUUGGAUACAUCAGACUUGGGAACCGCUCCAACGGCGUACCAAAGCUUCAGGACGUUGUCCCUCGGCUUUCGGUGGAAGAUCUGGAAGAAGACCUUCGGUUCUCUUGGUUUGUCAGUUGCGAACUCAAACAAAAGCUGAUUCAGGUGCUCCUGGCAUCGUGCGAGCUCACCGCAGACUCCGAGCCUCUUUGUAGACUUCUUACCUGGCGGAGCCCCCUGGCACAGACCGUGACUGUGUCAUCUGGCCAUAGUAAUCACCCGUUGAUGGGAGACGCAGAUCGAAUCGAGCAGCUACUGGGCGAUUGGAAGUCGCGUCACCAAAGAUUACUCAUGGCCGACGCCGUGGAUGACAUUUCGACGAAUCCUCUUAACUUCCCACUGUUUGUGUCGGAAGCGAUGUUGAGGUUAUUGUUCGAAUACGUCGUUUCAGCCCUCCACAGAACCUUGAGUUCGGCCGAAAAUUCCCAUCUAAGCUCGUGGGUGGCGAAGAUAUGCGAAAUAUCACACCAAACUCUCAAGGAAUCGGCGUUGAGAACAACACAUGUGAUUUCAGACGUUCUAAAGCGCAAAGCCAUGCGAUUUUUGAACACACACGCGGUCAUAUGUCUAUCAGUACCAUUGACGAUGAAUUACCUGACGAUAAAAACUUCCAUGCAAUGCUCACCUCAGGCCGUCCACGACCUAUCUACUUGUCUUCAAGCGAUGGACGAAUUAGCACUUCGAUUUGAAGUUGUCGACUUCUUCCGGGCUUUGAAUGAUCAAUCACUGGCACUGGCUCAUCAGAUCUUGGCCAAAGAGCUCCCAGCGGCCAAGAGCAACAACUUUGUCAACUUGUUUGCGGUCGCUCCAGUUGACGUGUCCAACCAGCCGGACGACCAGAUGGGCAAGGACGUUUACAAAAUAGUGUCCAGAUUCCAGGAGCAUGCUUUGGCAUGCGGAUGCGUCGAAAGGAACAAGUUCUUGCUGUCGAUCCAUUCCUGA
Molecule: messenger RNA, 1122 nt
Organism: Fonsecaea pedrosoi CBS 271.37
Lineage: Eukaryota; Fungi; Ascomycota; Eurotiomycetes; Chaetothyriales; Herpotrichiellaceae
Exons: 3
Coding region: 1-1122 (373 amino acids)
Source: RefSeq, a predicted model, not a curated record